AUCAUUGUUAAUCAUCAUUCAUCAUUGUGUUGAGACAAACUUCACAGUCUCAGUAUAUCGUAAGGAUACGCACGAGCUUUUGACACCUCCCUGUCAAUUAAGCCCUAGCUACUGUGGGAACAAGCCAAGCAGUUCCCAAUUGAGCUUACACCACUUCCCAAAGAUUAGUGGAAUCGGUGUGGUAGCUCAGCAUCCAGGUUGUCUGCUUCUCGAGUCGACUCGGAGCUGCCAACAAGAAAGUCAUAUCAAUCGAUUGCGUGGCGAAUCGAAUUGACUCUGUCCCUGGAACCCGAAGAGCAAUUGUUAGAUCAAUUGAGAAAGAGAAGAGAAAAAGGGGAAGGGUGAUAUGAGCUAGCCGCCAAUACGAGCAACCAAUAUCAAUCAAUCAACAACUCAACAUCAAUUAGACAGUAUGGCUUGGAACUCUGCCGCGAUGCCAAUUCAGGGGUUCACCGUCUUCCAGACUGCGCCGGGCGCCGUUCUGUCGUUUGUUCCCGCCAUGGGUACCGCCGAGCUUGACCAGCUCAUUGACGCUUAUGUCGUCCAGGCCGCCACGCUCCAGGAGAAGCGGGCAAUUGUCAGCAUGGAGUUCUUCACCCACAACGCCCUGACCAACCAAACACAUCUCUUUUUCCCGGUUAACAACCCCUUCAACUAUGUGGCUGGGGUUACCGGCUCUCCCGCCUCGAGCCUCGUCGACUCCGGCUACGGUUCUUCUUUCAACGUUUCCCCUGUGGCUCAGGAGAUCAUGACUCCCGCCUCCUCUGCUCCCGCAACUCCAGUAACUGUUCUGCAGCCAGCAGCAACCGCACAGCGCAAGAACCGUGUGGCGAAGCCCAAGGCAAAGGCCACCAAGAAGUCUGCCUCGGCUGCAUCUCGCGCCUUUGCACACGACUUCACUGGCAUGCCGGGCAUGCAGAUUCUGACCAAAGACGGAGUAGAUGUGACCAACUCGGCACGGGGCGGAAAGACAAAAGAGGACCGUGAGCACGCACACUUGAUUCGUUUGCUGAAGUCUUGCCCGACCUGCAAAAAGAAGAAAAUCCGCUGCGAUCCUUCUCACAAGCGGGAUCUCCCCUCAAAAUCAGCCGCCCCUGAGGUUCAGCCGGCAGUGAAGUCAAGGGCUGUCGCUGCACCAUCUCCAGCAUCAUCGCAGGCUAGCAAUGAUGCUGCACAAGCCACGAAUGCAUUGAAAAUUGCACAGCCGGCUGGAGAUUUCAUGGACUCAUUAGACUUCAACUUCGGCCUUGACGUCACCGACAUCGACAACUUCUUGAGCUUUGGUGCGGAGGCCACGGAUAACAUGGACUUUAGCUUCCUCAUGGACGAGCAGGCCUUGUUCACCCCGGCCACUCCUAACACGGUGUCGCCUGUUCUUCGUAACUACGCCAGCUUCUCACCGACACAGUCGUUUAUGACAUCGAAUGUUGCCAACGUCGGGGGCGAACAGGCAGCUCAGCUUCCUUACCUCCAGUCGGAUGGACACGUCGACAACUACGUCGACUUUACACUCUUCUCGCCGGCUUCUAGUCCGCUUGGCGAGGAGCCUCAAGAGAUGCGCUCGGCGCACCCCUCGCCGGUCGAGGAAGAGCUGCGGAAUUCAGAGAGUCCUCGUCAACGUGGCUCUGGCAUGACAGAAAGGACAAGGUCUGGAUCCGGUGUUGUUAGUAGGGCACGGUCACCACUGUCUCCUGUUCUCCCUCAGAUUGGCAUUCCUUUUGUCAACUUCUUUACUGUAGGCCCAGAAACCGGGCACGACCUCGUAGAUAGCGUUGCCAACACUGUUCGCGUGAAUACUGCUGAUGGAGGGACUCGCCACGGAGGGACCGAUCACGGCGGCUCAGGUCUUGGGGGUACAGGUCAUGGCGGUCCAGGUCAUGGCGGUUCAGGUUAUGGCGGGGGAGAAUUUGCCGGCGGGGCCGGAGUCAUACCACAAGGACUCGGACUGCCUCUCGAUAGGAUCAAACCUCGGCAAAGCGGCGCCUCUACGGACGUCGUUCGCUCCGCGGUUACUGUCGCAGGCGAAACCCAGCAACAGUCGGCUCAGUCAGCCCACCCUCACCGCGUUGCCUACGCAUCGACAGACGGCGUUCGCUCCACAACUACCAUCAAUCCGGCAGACCAAUUACAGUGGCGCUUGUCAGCGCAGCCUCAACGCGCUACCGGGACCUCGACUGGUGGCGUCCUCUCGAAGGAUGUUAUUGCAGGCGAAGACCACUCGUCGUCGGCUCGGUCAACGCACCUUCAACGCGUUGCCUUGGCCUCGGCGGAUGGCGAUCGCUCGCGGGAUGUCGGCAAAGAACAAUCGCAGUCGACCCUGUCAACGCAACCUCAACGCGUUGCCGGGACUUCGGCUGUGCUGCAACUUCAGCAACAACAACAGCAACAACAGACUACUCAGCCCCACGAUCAGCAGUCAUGGUACAGUAGUAGUGGCUCGAGUCUAGAUAUUCGCCCGGCAACAUCGAGCACCAACGCGCCAAUUGUUCAAGUCAAGUCAGAAUCACCCGUGCGACGGGUGCCUAUGACCUCGACGAUGCAACAGAUUCCGAGAACCUCGGACGUCGCAGUACCGAGAGACACCGCUGCUGAGAUACGCGUUACCGGACAGUCCGGGACGCACUCCGCGCCGCUUUCAUCAAGAAACAUAACCAUCAUCGAUACCGAACCUCAAGAUCGGGUCGAGAUUUCGAUUCGUGCUCCGGUUACGGAUGCACAAGUCGUGUAUUCUUCGAGCGUCGCUGGAGCAGAGCGUCAUCGUCGUCGCGAGGACUCUGUCCAACAAACCGGCGCAGCAGGUGGAAGCGUUCAGCAACGCGCUUCAACCGCAGAGACCUUAACAACUCUGGCCCACGCUGGCCUGGCUGGCGUGACUCAGUCGCAAGUCCCACGAUCGACACCCUGUCCACCUCCACAUGGACUUUGGAUAUCCCAGAAUGCUGCGCUCGGCUCUAGUGACCAAGAUGAGAUUGAAGGUCCCGUGGUGGCGAGGACUCAAACUUCGUCUGCCACAAAGCCUGUUGCGAAGAGGACGGAUAUCGACAGCUUCGCGGCGGCGAGGAAGCAAACCUCGUCUGUCGUGACGCCUGCUGUGAAGAUGACGAAGACGACAACGACGUCGUCAACCACGAACGUGACCAUGACUUUGGCCAAACUCAGGACAGCGGCUGUAUCACUUCAAGAUGCAUUGUUCAACCUCCUACUGGCCGUAGGCACCGUACUCAUGUUUGCAGCAGUCAUCCAGCAUCUGCAUGAUGCACCUCUCAGCAUGUCGAAGCUCGCACUGUCCAUCUCACCACUAGUGCUUCGACACAUGUUGCCCGCCUUGCCAUCGCAGGCUUCACCGUCGUCGCUAUUUUCCAGCAUUCGAAAAGAAGCAUCGACACUCGUGCAGCGGCCUGCCGCACUGUGUGUCCUGGGCUAGGCGAUUUUGAGCUCCAAUGGGAUAUUUUUUGCAUGGGAUUUUUGCCUAAUUGAUUUAUUAAUUGUUACCACCAACCUAUGAUUUGUAUGAAGCGAUUCAUGAUGCGUUGCUUGCCACUUGCUUGAAGCCAGCAAGCUGGUUCUGUAUAAGACCAGAUAUUAUAAUACACUUUAAUACGUGUG
Molecule: messenger RNA, 3606 nt
Organism: Pyricularia grisea
Lineage: Eukaryota; Fungi; Ascomycota; Sordariomycetes; Magnaporthales; Pyriculariaceae
Exons: 2
Coding region: 413-3424 (1003 amino acids)
Biological process (GO): regulation of DNA-templated transcription
Molecular function (GO): DNA-binding transcription factor activity, RNA polymerase II-specific; zinc ion binding
Source: RefSeq, a predicted model, not a curated record